AUGGGGCACUUGCUGACGACCAAGCGGCUUGAGUCUUUCGCUGCUCACCGAGCUCAGGAGGCUGAGCACUUCUGCCAGUUUAUAUGGGCUAAAGUUCAGUCAGGGAAGCCCGUGAAUCUCAGAGAGGUUCUUGGUGCCUUUUCUAUGAACAACGUGACUAGGAUGUUGCUGGGGAAGCAGUACUUUGGGCUGCAGUCGGCAGGCCCUGCUUGGAGGUGGCUUGAUCCAUAUGGGUGCGAGAAGAAGAUGAGGGAGGUUGAGAAGAAGGUGGACGACUUCCACCAGAAGAUACUUGAUGAACACAGGAGGGCUAGGGAGGCCAAGAAGAGUGCCUGUGCCUCCCUCAACGACGAUGAUAGCAAAGAAGAGAUGGACUUCGUCGAUGUGCUGCUAUCUUUGCCUGGUGAGAAUGGGAAGGAGCACAUGGAUGAUGUGGAGAUCAAGGCGUUGAUGCAGGACAUGAUCGCUGCUGCUACCGACACUUCAUCGGUGACCAACGAGUGGGUGAUGGCCGAGGUGAUCAAGAACCCGCAUGUCCUCCGCCGGAUCCAGGAGGAGCUUGACGCCGUUGUCGGCCGCGGCCGGAUGGUCGCCGAGUCUGACCUCGCCCACCUGCUCUACCCUCCGGUGCGUCCCGACGACGAUCAUGGGCUACCACAUCCCGGCGUGGACGCGCGUGUUCAUCAACACGCACGCGCUGGGCCGGAACCGCGCAUCUGGGACGAUGUCGCCGAGUUCCGGCCGGAGAGGCACCUGCCGGAGGAGGGUGUGGGAGGCCGUGUGGAGAUCAGCCACCUGCCGGACUUCAAGAUCCUGCCGUUCAGCGCCGGGAUUCCCGGCGCGCCGCUGGGCGUGGUCCUGGUGCUCAUGGCGCUCGCCAGGCACUUCCACUGCUUCGACUGGUCCCUGCCGGACGGGCUCCGCCCUGAGGACAUCGACACCGAGGAGGUGUACGGGAUGACCAUGCCCAAGGCCAAGCCGCUCUUCGCCGUCGCCACACCACGCCUGCCGCCGCAGAUGUACGGCUCGUGCGGUGCUGCUCGCCAUGGCGAUCGAUUAAGCUUUGGUAGCCAUGGCUAA
Phragmites australis (common reed) is the source of this 1080-nucleotide messenger RNA. RefSeq names its product cytochrome P450 703A2-like. Bases 1 to 1080 code for a protein of 359 amino acids. Lineage: Eukaryota; Viridiplantae; Streptophyta; Magnoliopsida; Poales; Poaceae. The transcript has 4 exons. The record is from RefSeq and is a predicted model, not a curated record. Gene Ontology annotation, molecular function: monooxygenase activity; iron ion binding; oxidoreductase activity, acting on paired donors, with incorporation or reduction of molecular oxygen.